UGUAAACACACAAGCGUCGUGCUGAGGAGCAAAACAGUGACGUCACUUCCGGACAUAUUUUGUUCAACAGCUGGUGCCGGAAACAUCGCACAGAGAAAAUACAGUGCUGUGUGUCUGUAGCUCCAGAUGAUCCAUUGCUGGAGAGUGAGAGUGAGCUGUGCUCCCUCCCUCUACUGAACACUUCCCUUCCCUCUCGCUUCUCCUUUUUCCUUCUCUACAUCCAUCAGUGAUGCUUCCCUGCUGUUCCUGCCUCUCACGCUACACUCACCAUCACCUGGUUGCCUUCCUCCUCACCUUCUGUAGCUAUGUGUUGCUGCAUGCUUCACGUAAGACUUUCAGCAAUGUGAAAGUGAGCAUCUCUGCACAAUGGACCCCUUCAGUGCAGAAUGGCAGCUCUUCUGAGUUUUCCCCUGGAGAGACAUGGGAAGAUAAUCGUCUGUUUGCAAAUGCUGAUCAGGCCACACUGUUUCUGGGUGUCCUGGACACUGUAUUUCUCUUCUCUUAUGCUGUGGGUUUGUACAUUAGUGGCAUUAUAGGUGACCGUCUGGACCUUCGGUAUGUUCUCUCCUUUGGGCUGUGUGGCUCGGCUGUGGUGGAGUUUGUUUUUGGCACUCUGACAGAAUGGCUGCAGUUUUAUAACGUGUAUUUCUACUGCGGUCUGUGGGUGUUGAAUGGCUUGUUGCAGUCUGCAGUUUGGCCCUGUGUGGUGGCCGUCAUGGGAAAUUGGUUUGGCAAAUCUGGGCGAGGCUUUGUGUUCGGUUUAUGGAGCGCUUGUGCGUCAGUGGGGAAUAUUCUUGGAGCAUUCCUGGCAUCCAGUGUUCUGAAGUAUGGCUAUGAGUAUGCUUUCCUGGUGACAUCAGUGGUGCAGUUUGCAGGCGGAGUAGUCGUGUUUUUCGGUUUGCUCACCUCCCCAAAGGAAGUGGGUUUGUUCGAAGGGACUGUAACAGGUCUAACAACAGUGGAGAGAGACCCAGACAGUCAUCAGCCACUCAUGAGUGACAAUGAAGAGGAUGAGGAUGAAGUGGUGUGUGAUGGAGGAUACUAUUCCAUACAAAAGCAGGAUGAUGAACCGGAGCCCCAAAUCAAAGCCAUUGGCUUCUUCCAGGCCUUUUGUUUACCAGGAGUCAUACCUUACUCACUUUCCUACGCUUGCCUGAAACUGGUCAACUAUUCUUUCUUCUUUUGGCUGCCAUUUUAUCUAAGCAACAACUUUGGCUGGAAGGAGGCAGAAGCAGACCGGCUGUCUGUGUGGUAUGAUGUAGGAGGGAUUGUUGGAGGAACAGUGCAGGGUUUGAUCUCAGAUUUCCUGGGAAAAAGAGCUCCUGUCCUGUGCGUUAGUUUGCUGCUAGCCAUGGGAGCUCUAGUGGGAUAUAGCCACUCUCCAAACGACCAAAUUGUGAAUGGAGUGCUUUUAGCAACUACAGGUUUUUUUAUCGGCGGUCCAUCCAACAUGAUAAGCUCAGCAAUUUCAGCAGACCUGGGUCGCCAGGAAGCUUUGCAGGGAAGUCAGGAGGCUUUAGCCACUGUCACGGGCAUUGUGGAUGGAACGGGCAGCAUCGGAGCUGCUGGAGGGCAGUACCUGGUAUCACUCAUCGAGAGCAAAUUCGGAUGGAUGUGUGUCUUCUACUUCUUCAUAGUCAUGACAGGUUUCAGCAUUGUGUUCAUCAUCUCUCUUCUUGUUAAUGAUAUACGCUCCAUGUGCAGAGACAGUCAGGCAAGGACACAUCAGCUGUGAGAAUGCCUCUCUGUUCGUAACCUAUCCUGUCUGGAGUUAAUGUGGGGAAGCAUGUCAACACAUUCAGCAAGAUGCUCGGUUUACGACUGUCUUCUUUUUAAAGCUGCUUUUAGUUACAAUAGUGAUAUUGUUUUAAAUCUUUUAUGCUUGAUUCCAUCUAUGCCGCUGGUAUUAAUAUUAAUAUAAUGCCAAUGACAGCAACUGGUAAAAUAUCAUCUGGACAGUCGCCAUAACUAAUCUGUUAACAGAUUGAAGCAUUUAUUAUUGUUUGAAUUUUAGGGGGAAAAACAUGCUUAAUGUAGCCCAGUGCAUGUCAGACUGCACAAGCAAUUUGAUCUUUAUCUGAUCAUUAUUUAAGUUCAGCGAAGUGGACAGUAAUUAUAUCUGAUAAAAUGUUUGGUCAUCCUGGUGCUGCCAGUGGCACAUUAGCCUAACAGUAAUAACACUAAUUUAGACUGUAGAAAUCCAGCUGUAAUUAUUUAUCACUAUGUGUUUGUGUGUUCUUUCAUCACAAACCAGUUUGAGGAAUGAAGAUGAACGCUAUUUAGCUAGGAACAAAAACACUACCAAAAAUGUAAUCAUGGUAAAGUUUGAGAAAAGCCAGGAUUGUGUGUUUAUAGCUAAUAUAAGGAUCAGGUAGCAAAUUUAACUGACAUAAAUACAAAAAGCCAACAAAUAGUAAACCAUUAGACCAAAGGUUUGGACACACCUUCUCAUUCAAAGAGUUUUUUUUAUUUUCAUGACUAUGAAAAUUGUAGAUUCACACUGAAGGCAUCAAAACUAUGAAUUAACGCUUGAUGUUCUUUGUAACUGCACUUGGGGACACUUAAUUUCAAAGUUUUCCCAAUUUUUCGGACUGACUGGCCUUUCUUGCCAUAAUACAAAUUCUAACAGUCUAUUCAGUAGGACUAUCAGCUGUGUAUUCACCUGACUUCUCCACAACACAACUGAUGGUCCCAACCCCAUUUAUAAGGCAAGAAAUCCCACAAGGCAUACCUGUGAAGUGAAGACCAUUUCAGGUGACUACCUCUUGAAGCUCAUCAAGAGAAUGCCAAGAGUGUGCAAAGCAGUAAUCAAAGCAAAAGGUGGCUACUUUGAAGAACCUAGAAUAUGACAUAUUUUCAGUUGUUUC
This is a messenger RNA of Tachysurus fulvidraco (yellow catfish), 2867 nucleotides long. It is a transcript of the gene slc37a3, whose product is annotated as solute carrier family 37 member 3. The transcript has 15 exons. Gene Ontology annotation, cellular component: endoplasmic reticulum membrane. The record is from RefSeq and is a predicted model, not a curated record. Gene Ontology annotation, molecular function: transmembrane transporter activity. The coding region runs from base 230 to 1735 and encodes 501 amino acids. NCBI's taxonomy places the organism in Eukaryota, Metazoa, Chordata, Actinopteri, Siluriformes, Bagridae. Gene Ontology annotation, biological process: transmembrane transport.